AUGGGCUGGGCCUCGCCUGAUGGGAAAAGGUGUAUCCCGGUCGGACAGGUGAGCACAGAGGGCCAUCAUGCUCUGGACAGGUACAGGUGUGGACUCAGAUGUUCAGCCAGUGAGGACCAGCAUCAGGACCCGACGCCGAACAACGAUCACGGAGGCGGCUCCAGCUCUGGCUCAGGGAACGGGACGACUUCUGGUCAUGGUUCGACGAGUUCGGGUCACGACUCGAGUUCGGGUCACGACUCGAGUUCGGGUCACGGAGGAGGCCCCAUCACCACUCUGCCCAUCGUGUCCUGGAAGUGGCAUCAUGUCUCCACCCCCUACCUGGUGGCCCUCUGGAUCCUGGUCAGCUGGAUCUGCAAACUCAUCAUCGAGGCCAACCACCAUGUCACCAACAUCAUCCCAGAGAGCGCCCUGCUCAUCUGCUUCGGCUUCAUCCUGGGGGUCAUCUGGGGGGCCGAUAAGGCCCAGACCUUCACCCUCACCCCGACGGUCUUCUUCUUCUACCUGUUGCCUCAGGUCAUCCUGGACGCUGGCUACUCCAUGCCCAACAAGCUGUUCUUCAGCAACAUGGGGGCCAUCCUGGUCUACGCCGUCAUAGGAACCUGUUGGAACGCCGCCAGUCUGGGGCUGUCGCUGUGGGGAUGUCACAUGGGGGGAGCCAUGGGUGACUUGGACAUCGGCCUGCUGCAGUACCUGCUGUUCGGCAGCCUGAUCGCCGCUGUGGAUCCCGUCGCCGUCAUCGCCGUGUUCGAGCAGGUGCACGUGAACGAGGUCCUGUUCAUCAUGGUGUUCGGGGAGUCACUGCUGAACGACGGCGUUACAGUGGUGCUUUUCAACGUAUUUGAUGCAUUCGUGUCUCUGGGAGGAGCUAAAAUCAACGCGGUGGAGAUUAUUAAGGGGAUAAUUUCCUUCUUCGUGGUGGCGUUCGGCGGCUCCCUCGUCGGCUUCGUCUUCGGCCUCCUGAUUUCUCUUCUAACCAGAUGCACCAAGAACAUCCAGAUCAUCGAGCCGGGCUUCGUGUUCGUACUCGGAUACCUGGCCUACCUGACGGCCGAGAUGCUGUCGCUGUCUGCCAUCCUGUCCAUCGUGUUCUGUGGAAUGUGCUGCCAGAAGUACAUCAACUCCAACAUGGACGAGAACUCGGUGAACACGGUCCGAUACGCCAUGAAGGUUUUCGCCAACGGCUCGGAGACCAUCAUCUUCGUCUUCCUCGGCAUCUCAGCCAUCGACAAGACGCUGUGGGUCUGGAACACCGGCUUCAUCCUCCUCACGCUGCUCUUCGUCAUCGUCUACAGAUUCAUCGGUGUGUUUUUCCUCACAUGGAUCCUGAACAAGUUCCGGCUGGUUCCUCUGGAGGUCAUCGAUCAGGUGAUCAUGAGCUACGGUGGCCUGCGAGGGGCGGUCGCCUACGGCCUGGCCAUGAUGCUGGACGAGAACAAGAUCAAGGAGAAGAACCUGAUGGUCUGCACGACGCUCAUCGUUGUCUACUUCACCGUCAUCAUCCAGGGAAUCACCAUGAAACCUCUGGUCACGUGGCUCAAAGUGAGGAGAGCUGCUGUGUCAGAGCUCACACUCAUAGAAAAAGUGCAGAACAAGGUGUUCGAUCACAUGCUGGUGGCCAUAGAAGACAUUUCAGGACAGAUCGGACACAACUACAUGAGGGACAAGUGGAAUUAUUUCGAGGAGAAGUGGAUGUCGAGGGUUUUGAUGAAGCCGUCAGCGAGGAAGAACCGCGAUCGCCUCUUCAAGGUCUUCCACCAGCUAAACCUGAAGGAUGCCAUGAGCUACGUGGCCGAGGGUGAACACCAAGGCUCUCUGGAGUUUGUCCGCAAUAAAAACGCUUUCAUCGACUUCAAGAAGAAGAACAUAGAUGACGACUACUACGAGGUGAUGCCCGACAUCAUGGCCGACAUGUCUGAUGAUCACAGUGAAAUGUCUUCUGACCGCAGAGAUCCAGUUCCUUCAGUGAGUCUGGAGAUGCACGAACAGAACAUGAAGGCUGUGAGGGAAUCUGAGGACAUUAAUACUCACCACCUGCUGCAACAGCACCUGUACAGAGGCAGGAAACAGCACCGACACAGAUACAGUCGCAGCCACUUCGACGUCAACAAAGACGAGGGUGAAGUCCAGGAGGUCUUCCAGAGGACGAUGAGGAGCCGCCUGGAGUCCUUCAAGUCGGCGAAGAUGGGCGUCGCUCCUCCGAAGACCCUCAGCAAACACCCCAAGAAGGAGCAGCAGCAGAAGACGUCAAAUGGAAAAUCUUUGGACAAGACUAGAAGUUACUACUCAGGAGAUGAAGACUUUGAGUUCUCAGAAGGAGACAGCGCCUCCGGCUUCGACCCGUCGUACAAUGCCAUGUCCAUGAGAGUCACCUACAGAGCUGGAGCUGGUAUCGAGAACCUGGGCUUCAUGCCGGACCUGGACCAUGCACCUUCAGUCCAGCUCCCCCCCUGGCUGGAGGACAGCAGCUCUGUGGUUCCGUCCCAGAGAGCUCAGGUCCAUCUGCCCUGGUCCCACAGCAGCCUGAGACGCCUGGCUCCUCUCCAGACCAGCACCAGGUCCACCGACUCAGACGAUCCUCCUAACGCUCAGCAGAUAGACCUGCCACCUCCUCCGUCUCCUCCUCCAUCUCCUCCACCUCCACCUCCUUAUCAUGACCGCAUGUAGGAUCAUUCACCUCCUCCUCCACCUCCUCCACCUCCUCAUCAUGACCACAUGUAGGAUCAUUCACCUUCUCUACCUCCUCCUCCACCUCCUCCAAAGACUCAACCUCCUCCCGAAGUUUCUGGUCUGAUGGAGUAAACCAGGAUCUUCUCCUCCCUGAAUGUGACAGAAAACUACCUUAUUUAUAGUAAACUGUGUGAAGAUAAACAGAGAGGAUUAAAUAAUCGUAGUGACCCAAAUCUGAUCUUGUGUGUCUCUCAGGUUCCAGAUUAACCUCAAAGAAUUAAUCUGCUGUAAAAAUGUUUGAUAAAAGUGAUGUAUUUAUUAAUCUGUUUGUUGCUUCAUCAACCUGAACAACAUCUAAACCUGGUGUGACUUUAAAUUUAGAAAUAAACAUAAGGAAGCCUCUGG
Acanthochromis polyacanthus (spiny chromis) is the source of this 3075-nucleotide messenger RNA. RefSeq names its product solute carrier family 9 member A3, tandem duplicate 2 (gene slc9a3.2). The record is from RefSeq and is a predicted model, not a curated record. Gene Ontology annotation, molecular function: sodium:proton antiporter activity. Lineage: Eukaryota; Metazoa; Chordata; Actinopteri; Pomacentridae. Gene Ontology annotation, cellular component: apical plasma membrane; brush border membrane. Gene Ontology annotation, biological process: sodium ion transport; regulation of pH; proton transmembrane transport.